Molecule: messenger RNA, 611 nt
Organism: Eubalaena glacialis (North Atlantic right whale)
Lineage: Eukaryota; Metazoa; Chordata; Mammalia; Artiodactyla; Balaenidae
Product: high mobility group protein B3-like
Exons: 1
Coding region: 1-342 (113 amino acids)
Biological process (GO): regulation of transcription by RNA polymerase II
Molecular function (GO): DNA binding, bending
Source: RefSeq, a predicted model, not a curated record
AUGGUUGAAUUUUGCCUCACCUCACCGUCUGGAUUUUUCCUGUUCUGUUCUGAAUUCCGCCCAAAGAUCAAAUCUACAAACCCUGGCAUCUCUAUUGGAGAUGUGGCAAAGAAGCUGGGCGAGAUGUGGAAUAACUUAAGUGACAGCGAGAAGCAGCCAUACAUCAACAAGGCAGCAAAGCUGAAGGAGAAAUAUGAGAAGGAUGUCGCAGACUAUAAGUCUAAAGGGAAGUUUGAUGGCGCCAAGGGUCCUGCUAAAGUUGCCCGGAAAAAGGUGGAAGAGGAAGAUGAAGAAGACGAGGACGAAGAAGAGGAGGAGGAGGAGGAGGAGGAGGAUGAAUAAAAAAAAACUGUUGAUCUGUCUCCUUGUGAAUACCUUAGAGUAGGGAGCGCCGUGAUUGACACACCUCUCGCCCGAGACGUGUCUGUUGCCCUCAUUAGGUUGAAUUACCCAGUUGGAUCAUGAUCAUAUCGUAGUCUCAGAGUGCUCUAGCAAUUGUCAGUGGUUUACAUGAAGCGGCCAUGGGUGUCUGGAGCACCCGGAAACUGUAUCAAAGUUGUACAUAUUUCCAAACAUUUUUAAAAUGAAAAGGCUCUCGUGUUCUCCUCACU